Molecule: messenger RNA, 365 nt
Organism: Symbiodinium pilosum
Lineage: Eukaryota; Dinophyceae; Suessiales; Symbiodiniaceae
Source: the annotation of a GenBank genome assembly
GUGAUCCGCAGCGAGCUGUUUCACUAUGGGCCAUCUGGACAGAACAUUACGCUGGACAAUCUGCAGCAACAUUUGGCCAUGUCGCUGCAGAAAGCAAACAAAGAGGACGGUUGCACAGCAUCGAUGGCUGGAGUGGAGCUUGCGAAACAGCUGAUGUCAUGCACGCUCUGUGGUUGGGAACGGGGCGCGACUGCGUCGGAAGUUUGUUGCUUGACAUGGCCGAGUACUGGGAUCGAUGCAAGCCAUUGGCAACCUACGAUGAAAGGCUCCUAGUCAUUUUGCACGAUUUUCAUGCCUGGUGUCGAGAAAGCGGCGCACGCCCAUCCGCAGUAGAUGAAAUGAGUAUCUUCCAUCAACAUCAUUAG